AUGCCUCCCCUCUCCACAACAGCACAGCUUCUCCUCGUCCUGCUGGCCGCAGCAAUACGGCCAGCAGCAGCCAUCCCCGCAACACCAACCGCCAAGACCACCGUCAGCACGACGUGCACAACCUCAUCGACCACGCACAACAGCCUGCUCGACCUCGGCUACCCGGGCUACGACACUAUGACCCGCAUCGCAACCACAACAACCACCAUCAUCGAGCCGCCUCUGCCCGCACCACCGCCCACGAUAACAGCCAACGGCCCCGUGGCCACCGUCCUCGAAACGCACAUGGUCGCGGGAACCGACACGACCUACCUGGUCCGCAGCAAGACGAGCACAUCAACCCGGUUCUCGGCCUGGAGCUACACCACCACCCGGACCUGGAUCGUACACCCCUUUACCGCGCAGCCAGGAUCCGCCGCGCCCGCCCCCGCCGCCCCUGCCGCCGCCGGCCCAACCCCCGUCUGCCCCGAGACGUCUUGCGCCAACCCGUCCGAGGAGGCCGACAAGGUCCGCUCGCAGCGGGAGGCGGCCGACUCGCGGUGCGCGGCGCGCAACAUGGAGACGGGGUGCCAGGCGCAGCAGUGCCAGGCACGCAGGGCGGGAGAGGGCGGCGAAGGAGGCGACAACUACUACCACUGGUGGUGCCUGCGCAUCAGCCAGAUGGACUUUGUCUUCCCCGAGCUGCGCAUGGGGAGAUCGUGCUGGUCCGCCGCCGACAACUCCUUCAUGCAGCUCAACGCGCCCUGCCUCGCCGCCGACUACCAGGCCGGUUGUCGGCCGUGCCGCGGGAGGGAUCUCGGUUGGAACGGCGCGAACUGGAUCGAGCCGCCGCUGUGA
Molecule: messenger RNA, 837 nt
Organism: Pyricularia pennisetigena
Lineage: Eukaryota; Fungi; Ascomycota; Sordariomycetes; Magnaporthales; Pyriculariaceae
Exons: 1
Coding region: 1-837 (278 amino acids)
Source: RefSeq, a predicted model, not a curated record